CAGCUGCACGGCGCUUAUUUAGAUAGUUUAGUAACCAGAAAUCCCCCGGGAGUCAAACCGUGUUAUUUCACACAUAUGGACGACGACGAGUGAAGCGUCUGAGAAACAUGGACGCGACUUUGGAGUACAGUUUUCACGACCUGUUGGAGGCUUAAAAGCGGGUUCCGGUGGCGAUAUUUUUUCUGUCAGGAAGUUUGACGUACUCGGUUGAAGAUUGUUUCUUACUUUGUUUUGGUGUGGAGGAAAGUUGUGGACUGCUGUUAGCUGAACAACCGCACGACUUCUCUGUGACUCUGCGGAAAGACUGCGUUUGUUUAUAUUAAAGUCGCUGUGGAUUUCGUGUGAAUACUCCAGGAACUGUAAUCUAGGAGUCCGACACUCUGCGAAGUCCAAACAUCGAUGGAGUUUAUCCAGCUUUGCUUCUUUUGAUCAGAUAAAGCGAGUUUAUGUGUAUACGUAAAGUAUACAUGUAGCAUUUUUCUCUGCUAGUGUCAUUCCAGUCCGUUUUUGCUAAGUUUGAACUCCAUCAUGACUGAAUCAAAUCCUCUUUGUGCAGUUUUUAUGGGCCUUUAUGAAUUCCUAUAUGGUUAUGUUUAUGACCAUAUUCGAUGCAGUUAUAUGCAAAAGUAAAGAUUGCUGCUGCCUAGAUAAUUUUGGACUCCAACCUGGCAACACAGAGAAGGAAAAUCUGCAAACUUAGCAGGAAGACAGGCUAUCAAAAUCACGGAAAUCGUUCGGUCUUUUCCUCUGGCGGAGCUGUUACUCAGAAAUGGAUUUCAUACAGGCCACACGGUUAUUGUUACACCUUGUUAGGUAGUUUUUGGUUCCUAUUUUAUGGGAUACAGCUCCCCGGACUGCAAGCCCGAAAGCGUUGAUGUCGUGUGUGACCAAAAAUGUUUUGGAAAUUUAAGUUUUCCAAAGAUCCGAGGCUGCAGCGCAGCAGCAGUUUGUCUGCGGGCCACAGCUGGAGCAGCCUGAUGUAGGAUUGUUUUCCAUCGGAACAUUUUCUCUGUAAAACUCACAGCUGUCUGAUGUUUUUGUUUUUACAACCUGGAAAUUAUCCGUUUGUGUGAGUGCGUUCAUUUUCCGUUCAAGAAGAGGAGUUACCUGAGGGGGGGUCAGCCCCGCCAUGGCGCCCCAACCCUCACACUCACUCCCCGGUGUGUCGGUCUGACUGAGGGCACCGAUGGAUAUGAGCACCGGCUGGACCUACUGCGUCAUCCCGAGCUCGAGACACCGGUGACCGACAGUCGGCUGCGCGCGGAACAAGCUCGGUCUUGUCCUGACGAGGGUCGUCAAGGCGACAGGCUGGGGGUUGGUUUCUGAAGACUGGUUUGUUGACCACAUAUGCAAGCAUCGCCACAAUGAAUGAGAGGCAGGCUCUCCACUCUAUAAUGAAGGACCUGGUUGCCCUCCAGAUGACGCGGCGCCAGCCUGUGCUGUCGUAUGACAGCGGAAAACCCAAGACACCGGCCCAAGCCAACAGACAGGACGACAUCAGGAUAAAGUUUGAGUUCUCAGGAGAGCGGAGGAUCUUGAUGUUUGGACGCCCGGUGCAGUUCGAGGAAAUCCAGCAGAAAGUCAAGACAGUAUUUGGCCAGCAACUCGACCUGCAUUAUAUGAAUAAUGAGUUGUCCAUCCCUCUGCGAGAUCAGGAUGACCUGGACAAGGCGAUCGACCUGCUGGACCGAAGCUCCAACAUGAAGAGCAUCAGGAUCCUGCUGCUCACUCAGGAGCACAGCAAUGCCUCCUCUCCCUCCCACCAUGCCGUAAGUAAGCAGGUGAGGAUCAAGUCCUCCCCCACCGGAGAUGUGAGCACAGUGUAUCAAUCCUCCGAGCCCAGGGGGCGCCACCUGUCAACUGGUUCUCAGAACACGGGGCGUAGCUCACCGCCUCCUGGUUAUGUGCCUGAACGCCAGCAGAGGAUCGCCCGCCAAGGCUCAUACACCAGCAUAAACGAGGGGGAGUUCAUCCCUGAGACCAGCGAUCAGUGUGUGCUGGAUCCCUGGAGCAGUGCAGAAAACUCUGUCUCUGGAAGCUGUCAGUCUCUGGACAGUAACUCAGACAGCCCCUCAAUGAGGAAGUCUCGCAUGCACAGAGCCAAGAGUUACCCUGAUAAUCGUCAGGAGUUCUCCGACAGGGAGAAUCAUGUGUAUGACAGGGUAGCAGGGAAAGGAGGCACCUUUCCUCGCAGGUACCACGUCUCCCUGCAUCAUAAGGACCACAGUGAAGGCCGUCGGACGUUCCCGCGUAUCCGUCGCCCCCAGGGGAACCUGUUCACUCUGGUGCCAUCACGCCGGUCGCUCAAUGGCAGCGAGGAGAGUUUGGGUAGCUGGCAGCUGGUCGACGCUCAGGGCAGGCUCCGUCCCCAAGAUCGCUCUGUGGCGCAUAAGUCGCCCAGUGCUCCAAUGACGUGGCGGCGGGGAAAGCUUCUGGGCCAGGGAGCGUUUGGUCGUGUUUACCUGUGUUACGACGUGGAUACUGGGAGGGAGUUGGCCGCCAAGCAGGUCCAGUUUGAUCCCGAAAGUCCUGAGACCAGCAAGGAGGUCAGCGCUUUGGAGUGCGAAAUCCAGUUAUUGAAAAAUCUGCACCAUGAGCGCAUUGUUCAGUACUAUGGCUGUUUGAGGGACCACAAUGAGAAGACCCUCACUAUUUUCAUGGAGUACAUGCCCGGGGGUUCAGUCAAAGACCAGCUGAAGGCCUAUGGGGCGCUGACCGAAAACGUGACCCGGAAAUACACGAGGCAAAUCCUGGAGGGCAUGACUUAUCUGCACAGCAACAUGAUCGUACACCGGGACAUCAAAGGUGCCAACAUCCUGCGGGAUUCAGCGGGCAACGUGAAGCUCGGAGAUUUUGGCGCCAGCAAGAGGCUGCAGACCAUCUGCAUGUCUGGCACCGGCAUCCGCUCUGUGACCGGCACCCCCUACUGGAUGAGCCCAGAGGUGAUCAGUGGAGAGGGCUACGGCAGGAAGGCUGAUGUCUGGAGCCUUGGUUGUACGGUGGUAGAGAUGCUGACAGAAAAGCCUCCUUGGGCUGAGUACGAGGCCAUGGCAGCCAUAUUCAAGAUCGCCACCCAGCCCACCAACCCUCUGCUGCCCCUGCACACCUCCGACCAGGCGCGGGACUUCAUAAGCUGCAUUUUUGUGGAGGCCAAACACAGGCCCAGUGCUGAGGAGCUGCUCAGACAUCCCUUCUCACAGAUUCUGUGCUGAAACCUGCUUGGUUUCUGAACUUUAACCACAGAUUAUAGCCUCAGCAGUAUCUGCAGCUUCCUUGAAAGCCAUUCAAAGCAGAAAUCCGGAUGUGGAACUUGUCUAGAAGUCAGUGUUAAACCCACCGAGCCUCUGCCCUCCCACCCAAAACCAAAUGACAGACAGUUUGACGACAGCACUCAUCAAUGCCUUGAAAACCAAUGCCAGUACAUGCUCUUACAAGAGUUACCACCAGGGGGAAACAAAACAUCAAGUAUCUGGUGAGCUGCAGAUGUAAACGCACGCACUCCACAUGAUGCACCCCAAAGGCUGCAUCAUUCAUGUCAUGCAAUCUUCAUUAACUAUCCUCUGAUGUGUUUACAUUCACAUGUUGGGCAGUUUUAAAAAAUGCCAGAAAGCCUUACAGUGUUUGAAAUUUAAACAUUUAGCUUGGCACCAUUUUAAAGCUACAGGACACAACAGUGUUCAUUGGUUAGUUUUCUCAUUUCUGUCUCAUCUCUGUCUGGUUUUAAACAAAGAAAAAUUCAUUAUACUAGAACUCUUUUAAAAGCUCUUCAAGCUAUUUGCUAUGCACUUUGCAUUUCCGAUUAAGUUCAGAUUGGAUGAGACACAGAUGAAGCGAUGUCACGUGAAGAUACAUGUGUACAGUAUUUACCAUGUUGUUUAAUAUUAACAGACUAAAGCAUGUUACAUUUCAGACAUAUUUUAACAUAGUUUAGCAGUCUUACAGCUAGAAAUUACUCAGACCAAAAUGCACACAUUUCUCCACUGAUAGCGCCUCCAGUAAACAAUGAUGCACGGCAGCUGAUUGCCCCAGUUUGUGCCUCUUAUGUGUUUCUGUUACACUGAAGUCACAAGAAUCUGUUUCUCUGCAUAUAAUAAUUAAUUGAUUUAAUAAGUUAAUAAUUAAUUGAUCUUUCUUUAACAGUGCAUAGUGAUGUUCUGUCCACCUGAAUGAAAAUUAAAUCUGUUGAAUAACACAAAAUAUUUUUUCUCUCAAGUUGCAAUUACAGACAAACAUAACUGAGGACAAAAAAUGAAAAAGGGGUUAUCAUAUAAAUCAAGCAAAGACAUAUGCCAUUUAAGACUGCGGCCUUUUUAUCAAAUUUUAUUUCCAAUUAGCAUUCCGGUGUCCAACAAUUAUGAAAAUAAGAUAAUCAACAUAAAAGGAUUGUGUGCCGCGUUCUGUUUUGCAAUGACGCUCUCUGUUUGUCUUGUCCCAUAAAUCCAUUGCACCUGUUUUCUUGACAGCAUUGUGCUUUUACCUCUCCCUAAAAGCUCAACCAUUUCCUCAUGCUCGAAUAUAUUCGAGCCUGUUUGUCAGAUGAAUUAAAUUUCCAAAGUCAAUAUGUAUGCAAUAUGCAGCCUUACCAUCAUUAUUUGGAUAUGGAAACUUGGAAAAUUGGUCAAAAAUAAUAUAGGGAUACAUCUCAUCUACUCUACUUGAGUAUAGAAUACAGAUAUAACUUGAGAUAUAGUUUAAAUCUUUUUUUUUCUUUUCAAGUCUAAGCUCAAUGACUGACUGUGUUUUUUAAAGAUGUAUUUUACAGAGAAACAUGUGCAUAGCUCUGUGAAUUGUGAUUACAGCACAUGAAGGGCACAAACUGGAACUGUACAGCUAUAAUACCAGAUUUAAGUCACAGAUAUGGUCUUUGCUCUCGCCCUGCCAUCAUUAUUACUGUUGCUGUUUCUAAACCUGGAAAUUUAGCCAUUUGAGUCUGAGGCUGCCAAAGUGCAGAAUUCAAGUCCAAAUUAUGAGAAUCAGAGUCUGUCAGUACAAUGUACCAAAUAAUCUGUUCAUUUAAGUAUUAAGGAUGACGUGGAGAUUGUUUUUGUUUGUUUUUUUUUAAAUGGACUCUUCCCAGUGUUAUUCUUCCGUUCCCCUCAGUGUGUCUUACCCAUCUACCUGCCAUCUUCCUCUUGUAGCUCUUCAGUAUCACAUGUUCUCAGCCGACUAAGUGCCAAAAAGGGGCAGGUAAAAUAUGCUAUAGUGUUGCUAUCAGUUACAUGUGAAAGUGAAGCAGAGCUUCUAUGGUUUAAAAAUAGAAACUUGAGGCCUUAAUUUGGAAGUGAUUUCUGUUGCCUAAGAUCUUACUGUUCCUGUGUGUCUGGCCAAACAUCCCUGACUGAGAAACCUUAGCUUAAGGAUCAAUUUGAAAUCAGAUGCACUUUUAUAUUAAAUGAAUGUGGCAAGUUUUUGUUCUUUACCAAAUUUGAUUUGAUUUUUUUUUUUUUUUUACUUCAAAUGUGAAAAUUGUUUCUUUUUUAUUUAUAUCCCCAUGUCCAUCCCAAUUAGAUUUUUAUAAGCAAAUAUAUAUGUAUAAAUAUAUUUUUUAUAUUUAGACUGUGUCAAAUCUGAUGAUACUUUCAGGACUUUGUGUCGUUAAAAGUAAAUCAUUGAAAGCAGCUGGUUUUGCAGACAUUACAGAUUUGGGGUUUAUAAAUGAAAAAUGGGUGGAAAACGAACUCUGGCUGCCUGGUUCUUGUUCCAGCUCCAAAAAAAAUACUUUCCACACAUCCUUAGCUAUACAUUUAGAUGACAGUGUUACCUGACGGGUUACGGAAACUUUGCAUCAUUUGCUCAUUCUGCUUUGACACAUCAAUGAGGUCUCAUGAAUGAAACCUUUAAUUGCUGGGAGUAUUUUUUUGUGUGAUCUCAGAAAUGUAAUUUCUGGGUGUGUGUGAGCCAAAGACGAGCAGGAUCAGAGCCAGUGCUGGAUUUUAGAGUUCGCUUCUCAACCCAGACGACGACUUUGUUUAUCCCAGGGUUCAGACGCGUCCAGCAUUGAGUGAUUUUCUGGGCAAAGGGCUUGACGCUGCCUUAAAGCUAACAUGAGACCGUUCUAAGGGGCUGCUACAGGCCAAAGGCAGCUAAAUAUGUUGAAAAUAAUAAUUCUUUUGUAAAGAAAAAGGCAGUGAGAGAAAGAA
Plectropomus leopardus (leopard coralgrouper) is the source of this 6140-nucleotide messenger RNA. It is a transcript of the gene map3k3, whose product is annotated as mitogen-activated protein kinase kinase kinase 3. Gene Ontology annotation, molecular function: protein kinase activity; ATP binding; protein binding. Gene Ontology annotation, biological process: protein phosphorylation. NCBI's taxonomy places the organism in Eukaryota, Metazoa, Chordata, Actinopteri, Perciformes, Serranidae. The record is from RefSeq and is a predicted model, not a curated record.